This is a messenger RNA of Lolium perenne, 495 nucleotides long. RefSeq lists its product as uncharacterized. The record is from RefSeq and is a predicted model, not a curated record. Lineage: Eukaryota; Viridiplantae; Streptophyta; Magnoliopsida; Poales; Poaceae.
AUGGAAGAUAAGACACCUAAGGCACAUUGGGAUGCAUUAUCUACUACAACAUUUUGUGAAAUCUGCAUGGAGCAAAAGCGAAAAGGAAAUAGGCCAACCGCUUUCCUUAGUCCGGAGGGGUACACGAAUUUAGGUAGAGAAUUUGGUAUUAAGACAGGGAAAAACUACACGAAGCCACAAUUUAAAAAUAAAUGGGAUUCAACGAAUGCAUUGUACCAAGCAUGGGUGUACUACACUACCAAAGCUACUGGACUUGGUUGGGAUCCGGUGAAGCAAACAAUUACAGCAGAUGAUGCACAGUGGGCUGAAUUCAUCAAGGCUAACAAGCUUAUUGCGGGGUUCAAGAAAGGUCCGCCCGACAACUUGGGGUUGAUGGAGGUCAUGUUUGAGGAUGCCCAUGUUGAUGGAACAUCGGCGGUCAUGCCGGGAGUGCCAAGAGAAGUACCAAAAGAAGUGCCCGCUGAUUUGGUUCAUCUUGUAGAUGAUGAAGGCUAG